Messenger RNA from Aureobasidium uvarum, 891 nucleotides. NCBI's taxonomy places the organism in Eukaryota, Fungi, Ascomycota, Dothideomycetes, Dothideales, Saccotheciaceae. The record is from the annotation of a GenBank genome assembly.
AUGGACUUCUCUGGCUCAAGCCCUUACCAAAAUACGGGUCAGAGCUCAUCUGCAGUGGAGGAGAGUGAUCUGCCUAAGGGCUCUAGGCUUCUGGUUAUCAUCACCUGUUCCAUCGGUGGAGUGUUCUUGUUCUUCUUCGUCGUAUACGUGAUACGACAAAUGCGAAGGGGUGCUGCGCUGGUCGACGUUCUCAAGCUUCGCCCUCGUGGUCACGCGAGCCCUUAUAUGGUUCGUCCUGAAGAGUAUCCCAUCUACUAUGAGCAGAGAUAUUCAGUGCGAUCCUCCCGGUAUCCUCUGUCGAUCAGAAGCAAGAAUAGAGCGAGCAAGAAUCUUCCAGGACUACCAGGGCCUGUCACUCAACCAGGAGCACAAAUGAGCAGCAAACCUCCUAGCAUACUCAUGGAGCCACACAUGGCGCGCCUAAAGGGUGUAGACAACAGAUAUCUCGAUCGUCACGAUGCCCGGAAGUCUCAAGCAUCGAACGUCCCGAGUAUUUCAGUGCGCAGUAUGGGAGAUGAUCCUUCAUCACCAGUAUCACCCACUCAUCAACCGACCCGCUGGAGCUGGACAAAUUCGGAAGCUCCAUCGACGCCACGCUUGAACAUUGAGAGGAAGAGGACAUCGAAUGGAUCUCUCGUUCCCAACUACAAGCCUGUCGGAUUUGGCAACAAUUACCAUCUAAAAUCCAUUCAAGAGGACAGUCUUUCACCUCCUUUACUAAGGUCAAACUCUCCACCUCCACCGCCAUUGCCGAGAGCAAAUUCGGUACCCAGGGGUGGAGUGCCCGGCAAAGCCCAGGAAUUUCUAGAAACCGGUGGUACUGGCUAUCUACCUCCAAGGAUACCACCCAAAGCCAAGUCGGGUACCUGGAAAUCAGUCUUCCGGGGCUGA